Molecule: messenger RNA, 7168 nt
Organism: Branchiostoma belcheri (Belcher's lancelet)
Lineage: Eukaryota; Metazoa; Chordata; Leptocardii; Amphioxiformes; Branchiostomatidae
Source: RefSeq, a predicted model, not a curated record
AGCCUUUGAGGAACACACAUGGAUUUAUAAACAUGUCAGCGUCAACAGUAGGCUUCAGGCACUGCACCAUGUAGUGCACCCGGUAUUUAAAUUAUCGUGUACAUAACACGAUAACUUAUCCGUAAAACAAACCACUUAAAAGGUCCUUAGGAAGUGACCUGCGUAGUCAUCAAAGUAAGAAACCCCGACACUCUAUAACACAGGUGACCAUGGCGUCCAAAGUCCAGUUGUUGGCCUUUCUACUGGUCUGUGUGGGCGUGUGUCAAGGCAACUAUCAUCAUGGGCAUCCUCAAGGCGAUGAGAACAGCAGUGAAGGUGAUUUGGAACCUUUCUGUACCGGAGAGUGCCCUGAGUUCGAGCUGUUGUGCUCGACCCCAGAGUACGACGUGAGGCGGUACAAAAGCGCCCUCUGGGUGUCCACCACCAUGUCAGAUCUGUCCCUCUCCCAGGCCAGCGGCAGAGGACGGAAACGCUUACAUGACUACUUCGGUGGGGAAAAUGAGAAACGGCUCAAAAUGUCGUACACCGCACCCUUGAUGACACAGACCCGCAUGCCUUCUGAGAGUCCUGUUAGGGAAAUCACAGUGUCAACGCUUCUUCCUAUGAACGUGGCAAAGAACCCUCCAAAGCCAACAGAUCACAGGGUGGUGAUCGAUCUUGUCCCUGAGACCAUCAUGUACGUUAAGAAGUUCGGAAGACGUUCUCCAAGAGCUGGCUUUGUUGCUGACCUGGAGGCAAAAAAAUUCUUCAAGACCCUGAAGGCGAACGAUGAGCCAAUUCAUGAGAAUGAAGGAUAUUACUACGUCGCGCAGUAUGGCAGCAGUUCGACGGACUCCCAAGCUCACGGCCGUGAACGUUUCACCGAGAUUGCGGUUUUCGCCAUGAACGAGAGAACCUACAAGUGGCUGGAGUUCAACGACCUCACUGCAGUAGGACAGGGACUCCCGAAGUGUCUCCGUGGUGAAGGGAAGACCAUGAAGAUGGACCAGGGCGACAUCCCCCUGUUAACUCGGGAGCAGUGUUCUACAACGUACUGUGAAGGUGCAUAUAACUGUCCAAAGGUUGAGACAAAGGAAGUGAGAGGUAUUGACGACAUUAGCAUACAGCUGAAGCGUUCUAAGGACAUCAGGGCAUUGUCUUACGUACCCCCUACAUGCUACUACGACACCGCCAUUCACGCUUCUGCCAGUCCGUUGAGGGAAUCGCUUAACAACACAUCAGAUUUCUCCCCCUCGGACGUUGCUAUGACGAUCACAGUUGCCAUGGAGAAGAGGGAGGAGUUAGAUGGGAAAGGAGGCUGUCAGAAGUUCUUCAAGGUGCUGUAUGCUGCAGGUGGUGGAAAGGGGAGUGUAGAGGACAUACAGAUGAAUAAAGAAGGUGGCUUCCAGACGCCGAAGACUGUAGAAGCCCUGCACCAGGGACAGACGACUGGUACAAGACACUACUCCAAGUGUUUUGGCGGCAAUGCCUACUACGAGCCGACCACCAUCACUUCCACAGCUAAGAUACUGAUGGAACGACUCAGGGACAAGAAGAAGUGUUUCCUGGGUGAUCACGUCAGUGUGGUAGAAUACCAUCCCCAGUCCAGACUGUUUGACCGUCACAACGAGAUCAACCUUGACGUUGACCUGGACUGUAGUGACCAGGAGGGCCGCCCACCCUUCACCUUCCACCUCCCCGUGAGUAAAGACUACAGCCGGGCUGAGGUGAAGCCAUCGUUGGGCGACCAAUGUGUCACUCACGUGUGCCCAAACAUGACCACCGUCAUGAGGCUUGAGAACAACCUGAAGCUGAUUAAAUUGAAUGGACCAGGAAACUGGGUCAACUCCAAGACCUCAAAGAGCUGCUACAGCGCUGACGGUUUCUACAAGGCUAUGAAUUCCCUGCUGUCAUACCUCGAUGGGAAGAAUGAAGAUAAAGUGCAAAUUGACAUGACUAGACCAUUGUAUGCCGAUCGCCACGUUUACGUCGGCGAGGAAAAGUGCCACGUGGGCAUAUUGUUGCCUGAAAAGUUUGCUGACAACCCACCAAAGCCCAUUGACGACAAGAUUUCCUUCAGUCGUAUUGAAGCAGACAACAACAGGUAUUUCCAGACCAUGUACACAGGCAAGUACGAUGGAGCAGUGAUGAGGCAGCACUUCAAGGAACUGAAGGAGGAACUGGACAACCUCAAGCCGUUCGGAGUUCAAGUCGAUGUAAACGACAUAUGGCUUGGCGCCUAUGAUGACCCUGACGAAGAGAAUAGGCUUUGGGACUUCACCAUAGGACAAAUAGAGUAUAAAAAAAGUCAAACAGAAGCGAACUAUGUGUCUCUUGGGUCUGAAUUCAAUACCGUGGGUACAAAUUUGAAGUUAAGAACAAAACCACUCCAUUAUGCUUUCACGAUUCAGUGUCAAUACGCCGCGAUGAAAAUACCUCACACUUGCAGAUUCUCUGAUUCUUGCAUAAUUGUCAUUUCCUCAAAGGCUCCCCAAGAAGGUAACAAAGACGAGCCGUCUGCAAAAGCUGACGGUGAAGAAGAGAAGGAACACCCAUCAGAGGAGAAAAUAGCUCUUCCAAAACCAGCAGGCUGCAGCGAGUCUGUCUGUCCGACUGUCUAUGUCACUAAGAACCACAGCAAAUUCAUGGAACUGCUCCUUCCAAGUCGCGUUCCAGCGACCGAUGUUGCUGGGAGGUUCACAGUCGCUAUAGAGAAAAGAGAGGAACUAGACGGGAAGAACAGCUGCCAGAAAUUCUUCAAAGUGUGGUACGUUGCUGGUGGAGGGACUGGGAGCCCAGAGGACCAAACUUUACUGAAAACCAAAAACGACUUCCAGAUACCAAAAACAGUAGAGGCACUUCAUCAUGGAAAGGCCUCUUCGACACCAACCUUUUACACCAAGUGUUUUGGCGGCAAUGCCUACUACGAGCCGACCACCAUCACUUCCACAGCCAAGAUACUGAUGGAACGACUCAGGGACAAGAAGAAGUGUUUCCUGGGUGAUCACGUCAGCGUGGCGGAAUACCAUCCACAGUCCAGACUGUUUGACCGUUUCAACGAGAUCAACCUUGACGCCGACCUGGACUGUAGUGACCAGGAGGGCCGCCCACCCUUCACCUUCCACCUCCCCGUGAGUAAAGACUACAGCCGGGCUGAGGUGAAGCCAUCGUUGGGCGACCAAUGUGUCACUCACGUGUGCCCAAACAUGACCACCAUCAUGAGGCUUGAGAACAACCUGCAGGUUUUUGAGUAUUCACCAGCAACUUGGCUGUAUUCCAAGAGUCCUUCCAAGUCCUGUUCCUACGGCGUAGCUUUCUUCAAGGCGUUAAAUCCACUUCUGUCGUAUCUGAAUGGCAAGAAUGAAGACAACUCCAAAAUUGACAUGACUAGACCAUUGUUUGCCAAGGUUUAUCUCCACGAGAAGAGCUGCGAAAUGGUCAAGACCGUGAGCACAAUGGUACCGGAGAAGUUUGCGGAUAAUCCACCUACGCCCAUUGACGACACGGUUUCAUAUCAACGUCCUGUGGUGGAGAGCAUGUUUUUCCGGUCAGUCUACAAGGGUAAGAGUACCAGGCAGGGAAAACAGUACCUGGAUGAUAUGAUCGAUAACCUGGACAAGCUCAAGCCAUUUGGAGUGGGCUACAAUGCUCAGGAUAUAUGGCUUGGUGCCUAUGAUGACUUAAACAAAGAGGAACGUCUCUUCGAAUUUGUUAUAGAAUUGAUAAAGACACCCAAGGAAGACCAGGACGGUGACACAUCAGACGAUGGAGAUGGAGAAGGAGGGAGAGAAGACACCUCAGACGGACUGGUCGCUCUUCCAAAGCCGGAAGGUUGCAGCGAGUCUGUCUGUCCGACUGUCUAUGUCACCAAGAACCACAGCAACUUCAUGGAGGUGCUUCUUCCAAAACGUAGAAGCGUGUGUCACCGAGCGAAGCUAUGUGGAGGAGAUUCUUUCCCAUUCGGCAGACAUCUUUCCAGGCCUCUUGAGAAGUACUUUCACGGUGACAACAGCGACAACAAGAUAAUUACUACCUUUGCCGUCCCAAUGUACAAGGAAAGGGUCUACUCUGAGGAGGAAGAGAAGGAGAUCGGUCCGUGCGAACGGGAGUACCAGGUCUGUUCACGACUGCCGGAGGACUACGAUGGUAAGGAGAUACCAAAGGCAACUGGAGAAGGGGUGGCCACGUUUACAUCAACUGAAGGUUUUCACGUUUACACCACUUCUGUGAAGGGUCCUUUCAUUGUGUCAGAGGAAACUCAGAAGUUGAUGCAGAUACUUGACAAGGAAGGCGUUGAGUACGACAAGACUUGGGUGGGCUUCUUCACGUACAGCGAGCCUUUCGGUGACCCACAUGAAAGCAUCACCUACUUUACGUUCCUCAAGGAAGGCCAGGACAUGGGUGAAGAGGCUGAAUCUAACGAGACGGAGAACGAGGACGUUGAGGGCAAGCGGCCAUUGUCGUGCCAUGGAGAGUGCCCUGAGUACGAGCUGCUGUGCUCGAGCCCAGAGUACGCUGUGCGUCGGUAUAAGAGCGGCCUGUGGGUAUCGACCAGUGUACGGAGGACCAGUAUCACCAAGGCCAGUCUGAUCGGGCGGCAGCGACUACACAAGUACCUGAAGGGAGAAAACAAUGAAAAGACCAAGAUGGCGUCCAUCUCACCGUUGGUGAUGCAGCUGCGCAGGUCGUCACGUGACCCGACACGUGAGGUGACCGUCUCUAUCAUCCUCCCCAAGGACGUGGCGAGUAACCCUCCAAAACCGACUGAUCCAAAGGUGGUGAUCGAUCUCGUUCCCGAGACCAUUGUGUACGUCAAGUCGUUCCCACGACAGAGUGCCGGAUUUGUGCCUGAACGAGAGGCCAGAAAAUUCUUCCAUACGCUAUCGGAGAGAGAAGAACUGUUCGAGCACGAGGACUACUUCCACAUUGCCCAGUACGACAGUCUGUCCCCUGGUCUGGAAUCACAAAACGAGAUCUGGAUAUUUGCCAUCAACGAGGUGGCCCACCGGAUGCUGCAGGUUACCGACAGUCUGGUGAGCGGCAGGGGGAUCCCGCGGUGUCUCCAUGGGGACAACAGGCCGCUGAGGUGGACCAAGAUGAACCCGGCUAACGUCCCUGUACUCACACGGGACAUGUGCCCCACGUCGUUUUGCCAUGGAUCCAACUGCCCGAAGUACGAUAUGCUGGAGAGGGUCGGAGACACCAUAGAGAAGAGACACUACACUGACCUGCAGGUCAUCGGUUACGUGGCAACAAGCUGUCAUUACGACACCGCCGUGGACCAGUCUUACAUGCCACUGUGGCAGCAGUUGAACAACACAGGUAUAUCUCCAGCAGAAGUUCAGGCGUUUGUGACAACUAUCGUACAAAGCCGUAAAAAUCUGGAUGGCGAGAAAGGCUGCGAGAAGUUCUUCGUUCUAUACUACGCCAUGGACGGUAGUGCCACGGCUUCAACGGUUUUGAUACGGUCGAACAGUGGUCAACCAAUGUUCCAAAUACCUAAAACGAUACAGACCCUUCAUGGAACAAAGGAUGUAACGACUUUUUACACCAAGUGCUUCGGAGGAAAUGUGUUCUACGAUCCGCACAGUAUCUCUGACAAUGGCAAACUCCUGUUGGAUACCAUGAAAAGCAGCGGGAAAUGCGUAUUGGGAGACCACAUCAGUAUUGCGGAGUAUCAUUCCCAGUCGCGGUUAUUUGAUCGCUAUAACGAGAUAAUGGUUGAUAGCGAUGAAAGCUGCACUGACCAAGGCGACCGCCCGGCCUUCUCGUACGAUAUUCCCCUGAGUAACAACUAUCUGGACCCGAAGGUGGUACCUGAAGUCACGGAACCCUGUAACACCACCGACUGUGCACACUUCUCUGUCAAGAUGACUCUCGGUGAUAACCUGAGACUAGUGUCGCAAGACCCAGCUAAGUUUGUUUGCACAGAGAGCAGCCCUCUGUCAUGCUCGUACUACCAGGCAUACCACAAGGCGCUGCAUCCCAUCCUAGCCUACAUCAACGGGGAAAACAAGGAUGGGAUAUCCAUGAACAUGACAAAGCCUUUGUUUGGACACGUUUUACCCAGUGACAAGCAAUGUGGGAAGUCGUUCGUCCUGUGCAUGUACCUGUCAGAGAAAUACUUCAACAGUCCACCGGAACCGCUCACAGAGAGGGUUAGGAUCACCUUCGAUGAGAAUGAGUUCGUGGCGUAUGAGAAGUCAUUUGUGGGAAACUUUGAGAGCGCGCUGGUCGACGCCAGAGUGAGAGAACGGAUCGACGAGAUGCUGCUUCAGCUGGACGGACUGGAGCCCUUUGGGGUCAAGUACAACCCAAAGCUUGUCUGGAUUGGUGCCUACGCUGACCCUGGGAAGGAAGAGACGGUGAUGAAGAUAUUUGUUCGCGACGACCGGAAUGUUCAGAAGAAGAAAGAGAAGCAAGUCACACCUAAACCCAAGGACUCGUCAGAGGAGAGAUAUCUCCCAACGCCGACGUCUUGUCACAGUAAGGAGUGUUUACCUGUCCGCGUGGUGAAGGACUACGGAGACUUCUUGGAGGUUUACUUUCCGAAAGUGAAGGGUGUGUUCACCCAGCAGAAUGUGUGUGAAUCGGGCACAUCCGGCCGACUGUUGCUGCAGCCAAUACACAAGUACUUCCGGGGGUACAACAUGGAGGAAGACAACAUAGGAGAUUUCUCCUAUCCAGUCUCUCUCAGGUACAGACUGUUUUUCGAGAAAGGGGCGGAAGUAGACAACGUGUGUGACGCCGUGUACGAGAUGAGCGUGGCCCUCCCACCCAGGUACGCCGACAGGGAGAUCCCGGAGCCGAUCACGGACAAGUUGAAGACCUUUGAGCGUAAUGGGACAUACAUGUACGUAGUCGCCGUGCCAGGGAGCUACAGUCUGGAAACUAUCAAGGACAAAACCUACCAUCUACUGGUGGACCUGACACAGGCAAACCUGGCCAUUGAGAGGUACUAUAGUAUAAUAUUCACCUACGACCCUCCAUUCACCGACCUAGAGGAGAGGAUGACGUACAUCGGGUUAGUAAAGGAGCCGCAGGGUGAGGAAAACAGCGAGAACCAACCAAAGCAAGAUUCUGGCCAUGGAACAAGUAAUGAGAAAGAGCAAGGAACACAACAGCAAGAUGGUUAAGACGAUUCGCCGAAGAAGUUUACCAAAGAAGAAUAAAUUUAUGUGCACUCAGA